Balaenoptera ricei (Rice's whale) is the source of this 2348-nucleotide messenger RNA. RefSeq names its product transcription factor EB (gene TFEB). Lineage: Eukaryota; Metazoa; Chordata; Mammalia; Artiodactyla; Balaenopteridae. Gene Ontology annotation, molecular function: DNA-binding transcription factor activity, RNA polymerase II-specific; protein dimerization activity; RNA polymerase II cis-regulatory region sequence-specific DNA binding. The record is from RefSeq and is a predicted model, not a curated record. Bases 312 to 1742 code for a protein of 476 amino acids. Gene Ontology annotation, biological process: humoral immune response; positive regulation of DNA-templated transcription; regulation of transcription by RNA polymerase II. Gene Ontology annotation, cellular component: nucleus. The transcript is spliced from 10 exons.
GGCGGCGGCCGCCGGCUGGACGUAGGGAGCGGCGGCGGCGCCGACGGCAGAGGGAAGGGCGGACGGGGGCGGGCCUCCCUGGUGGCGCGGAGCCUGAGGAGUCCGGGAGGGGGUGGCCGGCACAGCUCUUGGGCCGGACACCUGAACUUGGGACAAGUUGCCGGAGCCGCGGGGCGCGGGCGGCGGACGGAUUGACCUUCAUAGUUAGGACCCCUCUAAUUACUGAGUUGCAAGUAGAAUGUCAUGGGGCAAGCAGGAGGGAGUCUGACGUUAGGAGGCGCCUUCAGGAAGCCAGGGAGCCAGCAGCCAGCAUGGCGUCACGCAUCGGGCUCCGCAUGCAGCUCAUGCGGGAGCAGGCGCAGCAGGAGGAGCAGCGGGAGCGCAUGCAGCAGCAGGCCGUCAUGCAUUACAUGCAGCAGCAGCAGCAGCAGCAGCAGCUGGGCGCGCCGCCCACCCCCGCCAUCAACACCCCCGUCCACUUCCAGUCUCCGCCGCCUGUGCCCGGGGAGGUGCUGAAGGUGCAGUCCUACCUGGAGAACCCCACCUCCUACCACCUGCAGCAGUCCCGGGACCAGAAGGUGCGGGAGUACCUGUCUGAGACCUACGGGAACAAGUUUGCUGCCCACAUCAGCCCUGCUCAGGGCUCCCCAAAGCCCCUGCCAGCCGCCUCCCCGGGCCUGCGGGCCGGACACGUGUUGUCGUCCUCAGCCGGCAACAGUGCUCCCAACAGCCCCAUGGCCAUGCUGCACAUCGGCUCCAACCCUGAGCGGGAGUUUGAUGUCAUCGACAACAUUAUGUGUCUGGACGAUGUCCUGGGCUUCAUCAAUCCAGAAACUCAGAUUCCCAACACGCUGCCCCUGUCCAGCAGUCACCUAAAUGUGUACAGUGGAGACCCCCAGGUCACCACCUCCCUGGUGGGCGUCACCAGCAGCUCCUGCCCAGCCGACCUGACCCAGAAGCGAGAGCUUACAGAUGCUGAGAGCCGGGCCCUGGCCAAGGAGCGACAGAAGAAAGACAAUCACAACCUCAUUGAAAGGAGGCGGAGGUUCAACAUCAACGACCGCAUCAAGGAGCUGGGAAUGCUGAUCCCCAAGGCCAACGACUUGGAUGUGCGCUGGAACAAGGGCACCAUCCUCAAGGCCUCUGUUGAUUACAUCCGGAGGAUGCAGAAGGACCUGCAGAAGUCCCGGGAGCUGGAGAACCACUCUCGGCGCCUGGAGAUGACCAACAAGCAGCUCUGGCUCCGCAUCCAGGAGCUGGAGAUGCAGGCUCGGGUGCACGGCCUCCCCACCACCUCGCCCUCGGGCAUGAACAUGGCCGAGCUGGCCCAGCAGGUGGUGAAGCAGGAGCUACCCAGCGAGGAGGGUCCGAGGGAGGCCCUGCUGUUGGGGGCCGAGGUCCCCGACCCUGAGCCACUGCCGGCUCUGCCCCCCCAGGCCCAGCUGCCCCCGCCAGCCCAGCCAGCCCAGCCACCGUCCCCAUUCCACCACCUGGACUUCAGCCACAGCCUGAGCUUUGGGGGCGGGGGCAACGAAGGGCCCCCAGGCUACCCCGAACCUCUGGGGCCAGAGCAUGGCUCCCCGUUCCCCAACCUGUCCAAGAAGGAUCUGGACCUCAUGCUCCUGGACGACUCACUGCUACCACUGGCCUCCGACCCCCUCUUCUCCACCAUGUCCCCCGAGGCCUCCAAAGCCAGCAGCCGCAGGAGCAGCUUCAGCAUGGAGGAGGGCGACGUGCUGUGACCUGGGCCACGGGGGUGGGCCUGGGGGGUGGGAGAGCCAGGGCCACCUCCCUCCCACCCUCCAGCCUGUACUUGUGUGUGAAGUAGCCCCUGCCCUGCCUCACUCCGCCCUGUCGGCCCCCUGUUUGGGCUUAGUGCCCUUGGCAGUCCGUGGGGUCGGAAGCCCCCCACCCAGGGGCAGCCCUCUUGAUGGGGCUGGGCAGGAAUAGGCCUUCAGCCCGGCUCCCGGAGGUGAAAUCAUGAGGGCGAGGGAGGAUACAGGGUGUGCUGGAGGUAAGACGAGGUCCUACCUUCUGAGCCUGGUCCCCCCACCGAUGAAGGAGGACUCGUUGGAACCAGGGGUCCAGAAGUUCCUUCUUGGAGGCAGUGACUGGUCCAGGGGGUGCCCAGGCCUGCCUUUCUGGACUCUGAUGGCAACAAGCCCGUCCUCCAGCCUGGCACUCCCCCCACCCCCCUUUGGUGCUAACAGCUCUCCAUCAAGUGGUGUGAGGGCGGGGGUGGCCAGAAGAGGAGGCGCUGGGUUCAAGUUAGAGUGGGGUCACUGCUGGAAGAGCAGCUCCCCUCCAGGCUCCCCACUUUGUGCCUUUAGUAAACACUGUGCUUUGUA